Molecule: messenger RNA, 5350 nt
Organism: Pocillopora meandrina
Lineage: Eukaryota; Metazoa; Cnidaria; Anthozoa; Scleractinia; Pocilloporidae
Source: the annotation of a GenBank genome assembly
CUUUCAGUGAUAGCGAAAGAAUGUCUGGAGAAAGGUAACAAAGAAUACAGACAAGGAGAAGCUAAUAAUGCGAUAAUCUCCUACACGGAAGGACUUCAAGUGAACUGCAAAGAUAAACGGCUGAACGCCAAGCUUUACAGCAACAGGGCAACAGCUCAUUUCCGUUUAGGUAACAAUUUCAUUUCUAAAUAUAUAAAUCUCUCAUGCAGCGUUACAAGAUAACGGAAUACACAAAUCUGCCCCAAGAGAAGGAAAAAAAUUGAGCAACUAUAGAAAAGAAGCAUAGAAAGAGAUAUCACCCUUUAGCAGAUCAAGAUUAAUCAAAGAAAUGAUCCUCGUAGAUGAACAGCAAUUUAUGCAAUUGUAAUUUUUUCAUGCGUCUUUGCCGCAGCUGCAUGUGAUGACCACUUUUUUAAACCUCUUUCCUUAAAUUUCACAGCAAACUACGUGGAAUGUCUCGAUGAUGCAACAGUUGCUGUUCAAUUGGAACCCACUUUAAUCCAAGCUAUUGAGAAAGGUGAGUUUUUCAGAUAUAAGCCGUCAACAUUCUUUUCUCUGAUUUCGUCAAAAGAGGAUUGUGUGGUUUGUGGCAGGUAACUGGCCCCAAAUGUAACUUGUAUCUGGUGUGUCAAUGUCUGUUAUGUGGGUAAAAAGCAUAAGCAAAUGUCAAUAAGCUCUCAAAUACCACCGCCUGGUUAGUUCACGUUGUAGAGCGCCGGAGGUCGAGGGCUAAAGCCCUAGACCAGAACAAAACUCAGUCUAAAAACAUCUGAGGAGAAUAUGCUGCCACCUGGCUGUGACAUCUGCAAAUUGUUUGAUAAUCUUCUCCCGGAUAUGGACGGAAAACCGUAACCCCCCUUUCCUGCAUCUUCUCUGUAACUCAUAGCAAGGGACGUUAAAAAACCCGGCAAGGAGGUACCUGAAAAAUUCCUUUUCAAACGGUAAACUGCUCAAUGUAGUCUGCCCGAAAACGUCCUCGAAAAGUGCUGAAAAGCGCAUAAGAGCACAUUAAAAUGAAGAAUAGGUGAGAUAAAUUCAUCGUUAUCAUCAUCAAUUGGUGGCCGCUUUGCAUUAGCUCCUUACUGUUCAUUUUCAGUUCUUCUACAAGUUCAAAUGUCCUUCAUUACGACAAUUUUUGUUCCCAGCUAAAUGACAAAUUAAGUCCAAUUUAUCAAUACGUUCAUACCUUAACAGUGAUAAAUUACCUCGCACCACCAAUUAUUCUCUGCUUUUCAGGAGCCAGAGCUUGUGUCGAACUUUCCUGGGAUAAAGAAGCAAGGAGCUGGUUGCAUAUGGGAUUGACAGUAUCCUUUAACGAAUGCUUGAAACGUGAUACGAGAUGCAAUGCGAAUAAUAUUUCAAGGAAAAUCAAUACAUACCAGGCAGAUUCUUCUACACAUAAUGCAAACUAUGUUCUCUUAUACUGCACUGAGCAGUUUAAAGAAGCUAAAAUAUUAUUAAGGAGUUCUUUCUUUUAUUCCACGAAACUUAAAUUAAAAGAAGAGGUCAUAUUAACUAAUUCCUAGAGUUUCUGCUGAAUGCCCCUCAUUUUUAACUUCAAACGAGCAUCACCAUGACGACUGAACCUAAACUAAUAAAUGCGCUUCAGAGCUGGUUAACACUCUCGAAUAACUUGAAAUCAAAUCUUUUUAAGAAACCCACGUUCGAAUUAUCAUUCCAAUUUUAGGGUUUUAUACAAUAAUCUCACUAUUUUUAAAACAGAAAUUUCCAUUGCAUUUUCGCAAAACAGCUCGUGAUUUAUCUACCCUUGACACGUUUUAAGAUUGAAAACAAUAACGAACGUCUGCUUCAAUUACUAAGGAAAUCGAAUGCCGAACUAAAAGUCAAAGCACACACUUAUGCCAGUCUCGGAUGUGCUUAUUAUCGUGUUGGGCAGUUUCACACAGCAAUCAAGUAUCAUCGACAGGAUCUAGAAAUUGCUGAAGAAGUGGGAGACAAGGCCGGAGAGGGAAGAAGUUAUGGCAAUCUCGGCAACGCUUAUGACAGUCUAGGACAGUUUAAAACAGCCAUCCAGUACCAUCAACGUCAUCUAGAAAUUGCUAAAGAAGUGGGAGACAAGGCCGGAGAGGGAAUAGGUUAUUGCGGUCUCGGCAACGCUUAUCAAGGUCUAGGACAGUUUAAAACAGCCAUCCAGUACCAUCAACGUCAUCUAGAAAUUGCUAAAGAAGAGGGAGACAAGGCCGGAGAGGGAAGAAGUUAUUGCCAUCUCGGCAACGCUUAUCAAGGUCUAGGACAGUUUAAAACAGCCAUCCAGUACCAUCAACGUCAUCUAGAAAUUGCUAAAGAAGUGGGAGACAAGGCCGGAGAGGGAAGAAGUUAUGGCAAUCUCGGCAACGCUUAUCAAGGUCUAGGACAGUUUAAAACAGCCAUCCAGUACCAUCAACGUCAUCUAGAAAUUGCUAAAGAAGUGGGAGACAAGGCCGGAGAGGGAAGAAGUUAUGGCAAUCUCGGCAACGCUUAUCGCAGUCUAGGACAGUUUAAAACAGCCAUCCAGUACCAUCAACGUCAUCUAGAAAUUGCUAAAGAAGUGGGAGACAAGGCCGGAGAGGGAAUUAGUUAUGGCAAUCUCGGCAACGCUUAUCAAGGUCUAGGACAGUUUAAAACAGCCAUCCAGUACCAUCAACGUCAUCUAGAAAUUGCUAAAGAAGUGGGAGACAAGGCCGGAGAGGGAAUAGGUUAUUGCCAUCUCGGCAACGCUUAUCAAGGUCUAGGACAGUUUAAAACAGCCAUCCAGUACCAUCAACGUGAUCUAGAAAUUGCUAAAGAAGUGGGAGACAAGGCCGGAGAGGGAAUUAGUUAUGGCAAUCUCGGCAACACUUAUCGCAGUCUAGGACAGUUUAAAACAGCCAUCCAGUACCAUCAACGUGAUCUAGAAAUUGCUAAAGAAGUGGGAGACAAGGCCGGAGAGGGAAUUAGUUAUGGCAAUCUCGGCAACGCUUAUCAAGGUCUAGGACAGUUUAAAACAGCCAUCCAGUACCAUCAACGUCAUCUAGAAAUUGCUAAAGAAGUGGGAGACAAGGCCGGAGAGGGAAUAGGUUAUUGCCAUCUCGGCAACGCUUAUGACAGUCUAGGACAGUUUAAAACAGCCAUCCAGUACCAUCAACGUCAUCUAGAAAUUGCUAAAGAAGUUGGAGACAAGGCCGGAGAGGGAAGAAGUUAUGGCAAUCUCGGCAACGCUUAUCACAGUCUAGGACAGUUUAAAACAGCCAUCCAGUACCAUCAACGUGAUCUAGAAAUUGCUAAAGAAGUGGGAGACAAGGCCGGAGAGGGAAGAAGUUAUGGCAAUCUCGGCAACGCUUAUCGCAGUCUAGGACAGUUUAAAACAGCCAUCCAGUACCAUCAACGUCAUCUAGAAAUUGCUAAAGAAGUGGGAGACAAGGCCGGAGAGGGAAGAAGUUAUGGCAAUCUCGGCAACGCUUAUCGCAGUCUAGGACAGUUUAAAACAGCCAUCCAGUACCAUCAACGUGAUCUAGAAAUUGCUAAAGAAGUGGGAGACAAGGCCGGAGAGGGAAGAAGUUAUGGCAAUCUCGGCAACGCUUAUCACAGUCUAGGACAGUUUAAAACAGCCAUCCAGUACCAUAAACGUGAUCUAGAAAUUGCUAAAGAAGUGGGAGACAAGGCCGGAGAGGGAAGAAGUUAUGGCAAUCUCAGCACUGUUUAUUGCAGUCUAAGGCAGUUCAAAACAGCAAUCGAGUACCAUCAACGUUAUCUAGAAAUUGCUACAGAAGCGGGAAACAAGGCCGGAGAGGGAAGACGUUAUUGCCUUCUUGGCAGGAUUCAUCUCCAUCAAAGAGAGUUGACAAAGGCAAUCGAGUGUUAUCAACGUCACCUUGAAAUAUCCAAAGAGGCUGGAGAUAAGACUGGAAUGGCGUGCUCACUCUGUUCUCUUGGAAGCAGUUUUGAGUGCCAAGGAAAUCUUAUGAUGGCCUUUGACUGUUAUCACUCGAGUGUACAGUUGUAUGAUGACAUCAGGGCCAGUCUUCAACUCCACGAUCAGUGGAAGAUUUCUUAUCGCAAUCAGCACCAAAGUGCAUACAAAGGUUUGUGGCGUAUAAAUCUCAAUCAAGGUCAAGUUGUAAAGGCUCUUCUUGCCGCAGAGAAAGGACGUGCUCAAGCUCUGAGAGAUCUCAUGGCCACAAAAUAUCAGCCUGGAGAUUCUUCAACGCACGGCGCAUCUCUGAGCUGGGUUCCAUUGAGCACAGUUUUCAUAGCUAUUAAUGGACCAUGCGUUUACCUCUGGGUUUGCCUCAGUGAAGAUAACAUCCAGAUGAGACAGGUACACGUCAACAAUUAUAAGUAUGAGGAAGAGUUGGAAUGUUUCACCAAGCUACUGAACAAAACUGCUCUGAAGGAGAUCGGUGCAAGAGAUACUGUUCCAAUCGAAAAUCCUCCGCUUGAUUCGCCGACAGAAGAGAAAGUGGCCAAUCAAGUGAUCCCAGUUGAUGUGAGGCACUCCCAAUCAAGUGCUUUAAAGAAGCUGCAUGACAUCAUCGUUGCUCCUAUCGCUGACCUGAUCGAAGGCAACGACGAGAUCACAUUUGUUCCUGAGGGGCCAUUUUGCCUUGUGCCUUAUGCAGCGCUGCAGGACUCUGACUCAUCAUAUCUAAGUGAUUCUUUCAGAAUUCGUGUCCUUCCCUCUCUGACGACGUUGAAACUAAUUCAUGAUUGUCCAGCUGACUUUCACAUGAAGACUGGUGCAUUGCUUGUCGGCGAUCCAUGUUUUAAACAUAUCAUCUAUGAAGGAGGACUUUUGGUGCAACUUCCAGGAGCAAGGAAAGAAGUGGAGAUGAUCGGACGUAUCCUCCAUGUUUCCCCCCUCACUGGACAAAUGGCAACAAAAGAUGAAGUGUUAAAACGAAUAUCAUCAGUGGCGUUAAUUCACAUUGCAGCGCACGGUAAACUGGAAACUGGAGAAGUUAUCCUGGCACCAAACACCACAAGAGAAAACCCUCAGCCGCAAGAGAAAGACUAUCUACUGACGAUGAAAGACGUCAUAGAAGCUGGGCUAAGAGCACGUCUGGUUGUACUCAGCUGCUGUCACACUGCUCGUGGGGAGGUCAUGGCAGAGGGUGUGGUCGGCAUGGCGCGUGCACUUUUGGGUGCCGGUGCUAGAUCUGUUGUGGCAACCUUGUGGGCGAUUGACGACGAGGGAACCCUGGAGUUCAUGAGUUUCUUCUACGAUGCACUUGCCAAAGGCAAGAGGGCAAGUGAAGCUCUCAAUCAGGCCAUGAAGUGUAUGAGAGAAAUUGAAAAGUUCAAGAAGGAGAUUUACUGGGCACCAUUUGUACUCAUUGGUGACGACGUCAACCUGGAUUUCAAGGAUAUUUAG